AUGGUGCAGAGUAAAAGGCACCCUAGGGCACUCACUGCAGAGGAGAGAAGAGGCGCAGGAACCGCUAUCAGAUUCUACUGCGACUCUGACUCUUCUUUCCCCUGUGGGGAGGCGCCCAAUGUGGGAUUGCUCACCACGGAUGAUUCAGCCCGUUGGGGGGAGGCUGUGGCGCCUCCUGGCCCUCUCUCGAGGCUCCCCUCCAAACGGGCUUCAUCCAAGCAAACAUUGAAGAGCUCGAUCGGCGAUUCCGAAAAACAGGCACCGUCGAGUGAAAAUGCAGCAACGAGCAAGAAGAACGAACGCCUUGAAGCCAUUAGGGAGAAGGACGAGGAUGAGGAUUCACAGAGACGUCUUAGGGAGAAGGACGAGGAUGAGGAUUCACAGAGACGUCUUAGGGAGAAGGACGAGGAUGAGGAUUUACAGAGACGUCUCAGGGAGAAGGACGAGGAGAAGGAUUCACAGAGACGUCUUAGGGAGAAGGAUGAGGAUGAGGAUUUACAGAGACGUCUCAGGGAGAAGGAUGAGGAUGAGGAUUUACAGAGACGUCUGAGGGAGAAGGAUGAGGAUGAGGAUUCACAGAGACGUCUGAGGGAGAAGGAUGAGGAGGAGGAUUCACAGAGACGUCUCAGGGAGAAGGACGAGGAUGAAGAUUUACAGAGACGUCUUAGGGAGAAGGACGAGGAUGAAGAUUUACAGAGACGUCUCAGGGAGAAGGAUGAGGAGGAGGAUUCACAGAGACGUCUCAGGGAGAAGGAUGAGGAAGACUCACGCCAGGAGUCGCUUGACGGUGAAGGCGUUACAAAAGUUCUUAGGGCACGGCAGCAACCCAACAAGGCUCACAUGCCGCUUGGAGCAGAAGCACUACAGGCCCCCUCUGGUGCUUCUUUGCUUGCUUACAGACGCCGUCGAAGCCUCAUGCGCGUCCGCGUGCCUGAGUGGGAGGAAGUGCAGCAACAAGAACGGAAAGCCUUGCAGAAGCAGCUCCGCUCUUCGAAGAAUUCUGGCUUCGUAGGCAGCAUCAUGCGACGCCGGCUGAGCUGGACGUCUCUUUCUCACAGAGCUCCCAAAAGUGCGGUGUCUUUGAUGCGUUUCUUUCCUCCGGGGGGCCCUAAGUGGAAGCCUCGUCCUGCCGAGUUGCAGAUGGAUGACGAGACGGAGGAGGAAGUAUCCGACAAAUGCUUGUUGGCAUUUAGGGGAGACGCAAUAAGCCACAGGGCAGAUCCCAUUGGACGGUCUGGACCCCGCAGUCUGCGAUUGCUGGCGUGCCAGAUGGCGUUUUUCAGAGACGGAGGUUGGCAGCGAGACAACACACGAUCUCUGACGCUUGGGGGGGUCGCCCUAUCCGCUUCUCCAGCAGCAGCUCUUCGGGAGCACCGCCUCUCCAGUGGAGCACUCAUUAUUCUCGUUUCCUGCCCUGCCUGCGUGCGUUCUGCCGUCACUUUUUACGUUCGGCGUCACGACAGCCUCCGGAGUGACCUCUCGGGAGUGCUGCAAGAGGCCCCUCCUCCUGGAUGCGCUGCCGACUUCGCUCUGGGAGAUCUCGCGGGGAUCUACAGAACUCUUGGCAUGACGCGCCCUUGGAGUCGGCGAGGUGUUGUGUGUAGCGGGAGUUUUGUGCACUUUGUGGCUGCCAGCAAGCCCAGGGAUUUUCCUAUGCUAGUCAAGGCGCUGGCUGGCCAGCUGAACAGCCCGGUGAUCCAUCAGUCGGAUGUUGAGAAGGCGUUUAUUGCGUCAACAAGCAGCUUCAAUGCGCAUCUGCUGUAUGCGCACCCGAGGGCUGUCGCCAUGCAUCUUGCGCUGAAGUGCGGACAGGGAAGCAUGUUGCGGCUGUACCACGGUACUUGGCAGGCGCUGCAGCGCUGGGCAGAAAAGUUCGGCCUGUCUGUCGCAGAUGCGGUUACUCGCUACCAUCAGCAAACCUACCUGCCGAGCCGCGUGACAGUUGGCGUGGUGGAUCCACGUUCGCUGGAUGCCAUAGAGGCGGCGAUUGGGCCUGACCUCCUCUUUCUUGCGUUUCAAGACACAGCUGUCAUGAACUUGAGGGAAUUUCCGUCUUUGUCUUCCGCACCGAGGGAUUCGAAAAGCGCCGCCGCGGGGCAGGUCGGAGGAGGGCAGCCUCAGACGGCGAAAAAUAAGCUUCAACCAGAUGCGGCGGAUGGCGUGCACGCAGCAGCCGAUAAGGGAAAUGAGGAGGUUUCCGUGCCCUCUUGCUGCAGAACCCCUGCUCUGCACUUUUUGGAAUGCGCUCCGGACCAGCCGCACACCCUUGCCUUCUUCUCCUUCUUCCUCCCUCCCCACGACGACGGUGCAAGCCCAGAUGCGGCUGCUGCUGCAACAAGCGUCUCACGAGGCAAAACGGACUUGCCUGUCACCCUUCGCGCCAGGAGACUGCUCGUGGCGAUGCUAGCAGCCUCGGGAGGAAGCACCUUGUUGGGCCGUUUGGUGAGCAGCGGAAAGGCCCUUAAGGCAGCAGUGCACCUCCCAAUAUCAAGCGAUGGUGGCGCUCUUCUUCAAAUCGAGGUGACACUGCCUGACGACGACUUGAAACACCGCCUCGCGGAUAUUGGGGAAAUGAUCUUCGCUUACAUCGGGGCACUGCGGGAGUCCCCUCCGGGUUGGUGGUUUAUGGCGGAGCAGCAACGCCUUUUUGCCUUUGAGCAGCUUUUCUUCUCCCCGCAUGAUGUGUUACAGGAUGUCAUUGAUGUUGCAACAGGUCAGCUCCUUGCGUCUCCGAAUCUUAGUGCCCAAACCAUCACCACGUGCGUUGCCGCAGAUGCAACUCACUCCUCCGAGUUUAUCACCGUUGACAAGACGGCUCUGAUGACGGCAGCGGGCGCCGCUGUGGCGCUCUUGCAGCACCUGUCUCCCUCGCGGCUGCACCUGUUGCUGCAGUCCCCCAUUAUAGACCACUUGUCUGCAUCUGUCCAGCCGCAAACAUUUGUUCGUUUCGGCGAGGGGAAGUUGGCGGAGAAGACAGUAAAGCGCUGGGUGUCUGCCUUCUGCAACAAGCAGAUACGCGAUACGCUGCUCCGUCGGUUGGGCUUGUCUCUCCCCAGAAGGAACGCCUUUGCUGACUGGGCGCGUAGAGAGCAGCUAGCCGUGGCGUGGGAGCUGGAGGAGACUCCAGGCAAUAUUGGCAGCAGCGGCAAUCCAACGGGGUACAACACGCCACUCCCUUCCCCGACUCCUCGCACCCUCACAGAGGAUCCCCUCGCGGGAUUCGAGUCUCUCAGCAUCCCUAGGGCACCUACGCUCGUCGACAAACGAAUGGCUUCAAAACUAGGCAGUGAUUUGAUUAGAGGCAGCGUUGGCACGCAGAGUAGUGACUAUAAGAACAUGAGUGGCUACGGCAGGAGCGGCAGGAGACACGCGGGGUCCUUGCUGGGUGCAGAGAGUGAGCACUACAGGCCUGUGCAGUUCUCUAGGCACCAUCCAUGCUACAACAAGUGCAGCGUCUGGAGAAAAUCUCCUGCAAAUCCUCAAGAUCCCCGAGCUGCCUUGACUCUUCGCCUCGGCUGCUGGGUUGGUCAACAACUGGUGCCUAGGGAAGCAGCUGCAGCCGAGAUCUUCCUGUUACUCGUCAAGUUGCAAACUCAAGCGGUGCGAGAAGAGGCCUUCCGAGCUGGCAAUGACGUUGCCUUUUCCGCCGCAUCCUUCGCUGCAGAAACGCACGACAUCUACGUGCGGCAGUCAGACAGCAUAGUACUGUCCAUUUCUGGGCCUAGAGACGGCUUAGAGGGGGUUUUGCUCGCGCUGCUGCUGCCCUUAGCGCCUCCUGCCGCUGCCAUUGCAGCAGGUGUAGCACCACUGGACCUCUCCGACGCAGCAGUCACAGCGGCAAACCAAAAAUUGCUGAACUUAGUGCACGAGCUGCCGCGUCCUGAGAUGCUUCUGACGGAGAUGGCUCUAGACUUGCUAGUCAUUCCUCAGAAGUCGCGGGAAGCCCUCCAGAGGGAGCUUAGGAAGGCUCCUAUUGACACCAAGAUGGUUGUUGCGUGGAGAGACAGGAUCUGGCAGAGUCUCGCCAUACAUGCAACCAUAGAGGGGAAUAUGACUGAGGAGGAAGUCUGGGAUCUUCUGUCUAUGGUUAUCUCCACGCUCAAUCCCGCGUCGCUUCAUUCUGUUUCUGAGGUGCUGCCUUCCUUGGUGGUAGAUUUGAAGGGCCUCUAUCUGCUUGCUCCUUCCGUAACAUCUCUCUCUGUGGGGCAGUUCUAUCAACACGAAAAGAAACAGCAUCAGAGUCCCCCCAUUGCGCUCUGCAUACACCCGACAUUCGCGAAAACGGCAUUUCAUGCCGUUCGUGUGUACGUCCAGUUGGGUCCGCUGCGCCACGAAGCAGCCGCAGCAGCAGCAGCAGCAGCAGGCGAAUGGUUUGCUGCCGCUCUUAGCGCGAGAUUGCAGCAGGAUGGGCAGGUCCUUUCGGCUGGAAAACCCCCGUAUUACGUUAACAUUGGGGGGGUGGGCUAUGUGACAUGCACGCUCACUAGCACGAUCAGCGUGAAGAACCUUAUUCUCUCUCUAGACGCAGCCGUGCGCGUCUUAGCCCAGAUGUCUAUUGAGGAAGCGCUAAGGGAGGUGGAAUUGUCAGCAGAAUGGUCUCCGGAGAAGAUAGACUCUGCAUUGUGCCCAUUCUUUCCAGUCUGCCCUGGGCGCCUUAACCGAUCAGUGCAGCCGUUGGUAGAUGAGGGAAUAGAAGUAUGCCUGAGGGCUUUGAGGGAGACGCCACGCCUCUUUGUGGUGGUUCGAGGUUCCCUGGUUUCCAGGGGAGGUGUAGCAGGUUUAGGCCUUGCUGACUCAAGCGAAUUGGGAGAACUGGAGGGCUUUGUUGCUCUCAAGGAAGCGGAUCGAUUCACGGAGACUCUCAUAUCCCAUGGGUUUUAUUUUGAGGAAAGGAGACAUACACCUGCUACAGCAUUCUACCAAAGGCGUAGACAGGCGGGAAGUAAGCCAGUUACGGCGGCAGGAUCAGCAGCCAACGGCGCAGGGAGACUUCGACCUGAAAGAGAGACUUCAUUUUUCCCCGUACAGUUGGGCGGAGAAAAGCUAGACAGCAGCCUUGACUCCAUUUAUUGCCCCCGUGUAACUUCAGUGCCUGCCGAGUGCUAUACCUCUGCCCCUGUACGUCUAGCUUCUCCCUGUAUGUACCAGACCAGCAAGCCAAUUUGGUUGCUGCUCCCACCAAUUCUUUGCCGCUACAGUGUUGAGGCUUGCCUCGCUUCUAGCGGUACUGCUGGAGUAUUAGUGCCAGGGCAAAACCUGGCUCUUUACUUCACAGCUAGCCAAACAAGAGUUUUGGGACUGUGGAGGAGACGAACCCGUGAAGGGGCAUUUUAUGCAUCUGCUCUUGCCGACCGAUCAUUCUUCCCAGGGUCGUAUCUGUUUUUUGUUUGGUUGGCUUUCGUUCCUUUGUCGAUACACUAG
Messenger RNA from Cyclospora cayetanensis, 5421 nucleotides. RefSeq lists its product as uncharacterized. The transcript has 16 exons. Gene Ontology annotation, molecular function: metal ion binding. NCBI's taxonomy places the organism in Eukaryota, Apicomplexa, Conoidasida, Eucoccidiorida, Eimeriidae. The coding region runs from base 1 to 5421 and encodes 1806 amino acids. The record is from RefSeq and is a predicted model, not a curated record.